AUGACCUCUGAAACCACCCGGAACGUCACUACUCAGUCCUGGUUUGAUCAGGCUCGUUUCAUCCCACCCGAUGCAAUUUUCGCAUUGACUGCUCAGUAUGUAGCAGAUCCAUCUCCCAAGAAAGUCAACUUGGGCCAGGGUACCUACCGUGACGAGCAUGGGAACCCAUGGGUUCUUCCCUCAGUCCGCGAGAGUCGGAAGUUGUUAUCACAGGAGUUGAACCAUGAAUAUCUUCCCAUUAUCGGACUGGCAGAUUUCCGCAAAGAGGCUGCAAAGUUAGCAUUAGGCCCAGAUCUAUUCCAGAAGCAACAGGAAAAACUUGCGACAUGUCAAAGUCUCUCCGGUACUGGAGCACUGCACUUGGCCGGUUUGUUGCUAAGAGCUUGCAAAACACCUCUUCCCAAAGUAUACAUCCCGGAGCCGACCUGGUCAAACCACCAUCAAGUUUUUUCGUCCCUUGGCUUCCAAUGCGAAUCCUUCAGAUACUACAACCCCGAGACAAAAGAUCUAGACAUUGAAUCAUAUUAUUCGACAUUGAAAUCAGCCGAGCCCAACUCCGUCUUCAUCAUUCACGCAUGCGCCCACAACCCAACAGGCUGUGACCCGAGCAAGGAGCAAUGGCGAGAACUUGCCCGUCUAUUUAAAGAGAGACAGUUAUUCCCACUUUUCGACGCUGCCUAUCUAGGGUUCAACUCCGGCAAUGUUGAUAGCGAUGCCUUCGCCAUUCGACUAUUUAUCGAGGAGAUGGAUCUGGAAGCUGGGGUGUGUCUGUCUUUUGCGAAAAAUAUGGGUCUCUAUGGGGAACGAGUCGGCUGCUUUUUGCUGUCUACUAGCACCGAAGACGCUGCUGUGAAGACCCAAUCAAUGCUUGAAAUGCUUCAGCGGUCUGAGGUUUCGAAUCCCCCGGCUUAUGGUGCGAAAAUUGCGAGCACCAUAUUAGCUGAUGAUACACUUAGAAAGACUUGGCAUGAUGAUUUGAUCACCAUGAGCGGCCGGAUUCGCUCUAUGAGGACGGAGUUAUAUGAUAGCCUCGUAGCCUCUGGCGCACCUGGAACUUGGGAACACCUGAUCCGCCAGUCUGGGAUGUUUGGGUUUUUGGGAUUGUCCCCAAGCGUUGUGAUAAAGCUUCGUGAGAAAUAUCAUAUCUACAUGGCGGACAACUCGCGCAUAUCGAUUGCUGGGCUCAACAAACAAAUCGUGGAUUAUGUUGGGAAGUCAAUUACUGACUGUCUGAAGCAAGAAUGA
Molecule: messenger RNA, 1245 nt
Organism: Penicillium griseofulvum
Lineage: Eukaryota; Fungi; Ascomycota; Eurotiomycetes; Eurotiales; Aspergillaceae
Product: Aspartate/other aminotransferase
Exons: 5
Coding region: 1-1245 (414 amino acids)
Biological process (GO): L-aspartate biosynthetic process
Cellular component (GO): cytosol
Molecular function (GO): L-aspartate:2-oxoglutarate transaminase activity; pyridoxal phosphate binding
Source: RefSeq, a predicted model, not a curated record